Messenger RNA from Polyodon spathula (Mississippi paddlefish), 2519 nucleotides. Its product is annotated as putative P2Y purinoceptor 10. NCBI's taxonomy places the organism in Eukaryota, Metazoa, Chordata, Actinopteri, Acipenseriformes, Polyodontidae. Gene Ontology annotation, cellular component: membrane. The transcript is spliced from 2 exons. Gene Ontology annotation, biological process: positive regulation of Rho protein signal transduction; phospholipase C-activating G protein-coupled receptor signaling pathway. Gene Ontology annotation, molecular function: G protein-coupled receptor activity. The record is from RefSeq and is a predicted model, not a curated record. The coding region runs from base 186 to 1160 and encodes 324 amino acids.
AAUUCAUGUAUGUAUAGAUGAUUUAUUUGUUCUGACACCUGUUGUUGCAUGAUGAGGAAUGAAUGGAGGGAGCUGGACUGUAUCAAAUGUACAGUAAGAGAUUCUACUGCAAGGCUUAGUUUCAGAUACACACCUUCCUCUUUUCUGGCCAAAGAUUCUUCAAUAAAUGACUCAAUAGUAUCAAGAUGCAAAACAAUACGUCAUCCAUGAACCUGCCAUGCACUGGAGAGAAUGCCACGGUGGAAUACACAUACACCCUGUACUCCACCUUCUACCUGAUCAUCUUCAUCCCUGGCUUGCUGGGAAACAGUGUGGCCCUUUGGAUCCUGUGCAUGUUCAUCAACAAAAAGAACAAAGCGGUCAUCUUCAUGAUGAAUCUGGCCCUUGCUGACCUGGUGCACGUCUUUUCCUUGCCCUUACGAAUCUACUAUUAUAUCAACCAUGACUGGCCCUUCGGCAGAAUUUUGUGCUUGCUGUGUUUCUAUCUGAAAUAUCUCAACAUGUAUGCCAGUAUCGCCUUUCUGGUUUGCAUCAGCAUCCAGCGCUGCGUCUUCCUCAUCAGCCCCUUCCGCGCCAAGAACUGGAAACGCCGCUAUGACAUCUCGAUCAGUGUGGUGCUUUGGUUUUUGGUCGGGGCUGGGUGCUCCCCUUUCAUCUUAAUGAGGACAAACUCUACAGCAAGCAGCGGCUGCUUCAAAGACCUCCCCACGCGGAAACUCAAUGUGAAGCUCUCGGUGGCCAUGAUUACCUUUGCAGAGUUGAUGGGCUUCAUUAUCCCCUUGGUGAUCAUCGUCACCUGCUCCUGCUUGAUCAUCCAAUCCCUGAAGGACAACUCGGUGUUCAAGGACAGCGACAAGAGGAAGGCUCUCCGCAUGGUGCUCAUGUGCAUGCUCGUCUUCCUGUUGUGCUUCGCCCCCUACCACAUCAACUUCCUCUUCUACCUGAUGACUGGCCAGGACAUCAUCACAAACCACCCCCUGCGGAAAGCCAUCCAACAGUUCCAUCCCAUCUCUCUGUGCCUCGCCAGCCUCAGCUGCUGCCUCAACCCUAUAAUGUACUAUUUCCUGACGACCGAGUUCUCCCAGCUCUCCCAUCGAGGCAGCAUCAUGAUCCGUAAUCGUCUGAUGAGCCGGGAGAGCGGAUCCUCCAUCAGGGAGUAGGAACACUGCAGGACUGCACUGUAAAAAGAGACUAGAAUGAAUAGCGACUUGAACAACAAGACUUAGAAAUGUAAACCACUGGUUCCUUGUUUGAUGAUGGAAUGGUGUUGAACAAACAAUAGAAACACCUACAGUAUGAUAUGUAGCACAUAUUUUGAUAGUAAGCACUCAAAAGGGGGGGUCCAUUUUGAACAACACACUUUGUGACACACUUCCUGAAAGAUAUUAGUGUUAAUUCAGGAACGGCUACAUAUUCCAUCACAGCACCAUCCUUGCUGACCAUGGUGGUACAACACCUAUGUGACACUGUUAUGGCAGGUUUUUUUUUUUUUUUUUUUAAUGUAUUUUUAUUUUAAAAUGUCAACCCCAGCAGUACUAUAUUGUGAAAUAAUGCAAUGUACCAUUAUUAUAGAGAAACAUAUAUGUUGCAUAUGUAGACAAACUUUUGAGUCAUAAAAUUAAUCUUAUAAGCUACCAUUUUUGGAGGUUGGUAUUUAGUUGAUAAAUCUAACCCAAUGUGUCUUAAUUUAGGUCUAGCCUAAAACUUGUGGCAUAACUCUGCUGUUUUGCCUAGAAAUUGCAUUGAUGAUUUAGAAAAGGACUAUACAGUAGGUGAGGCUGGCAGAGUUGAAAGGCAGAUUAAAAGAAACAAUAAGAACUCAGUAUUGAACCAACAAAACCAGAAACACUUUGAACGAUUGCAAACACCAUAAUAAAGUAAGAGAAAUAAAUAAAUAAUACAAGGUUGCAAAUAAUUCAAUCAUAUUUAAAGUUACUUUAAAUACAGUUUUAUAUUCAUAAACCUGCUUAUAAAUUGUUGUAGUUCUUGGCAGUUUCAAGCAUACAAACUUUUUUUUUUUUAAUCCAUCAAAACUGUCAUGAGCUGUCAUGAGCCCACCACUGAAAAUUAUCAAGAGUUUCACUAGCUUGCAAAAGAAGUUUCUAUUGGUAUUAUCAUCUUUUUCACCAUUUUGUAUUAAAUUUUUUGUAUUUGCUUUUAUGUGAACUAUACCGUGCAUUAUUAUUAAACAUUAAACAGUGACUGGAGGAGUUAUAGGCUGAUUGAUGUCUUGAAGGUGCUGUGUUGUAUGUCAAAUGCUGACCAAUUUGCCCAAUCUCGGACCACACAGAUUAUUAGAUGCCUAUGGAAUACAAGGUCACAGGAUUGCUGAGUAAAUAGCAGUAUAGAUUUCAAUACUGUGAACAUUGUACUGCUUGUAUAUUUUCAUCCAUUUCAUUGGAUGCCUAUUGUUGUAUAUAUUUCAAUGUCUGCAGUGAGCUAUGUAAAUAGAUACAGCAGAGCCUGGUGUAAGCCACUUGACACACUAAAGUUUAUGCAAUAAAAUAAAUAAAUAAAAA